This is a messenger RNA of Trachemys scripta elegans, 8713 nucleotides long. It is a transcript of the gene COL4A6, whose product is annotated as collagen type IV alpha 6 chain. The record is from RefSeq and is a predicted model, not a curated record. NCBI's taxonomy places the organism in Eukaryota, Metazoa, Chordata, Testudines, Emydidae. Gene Ontology annotation, cellular component: collagen trimer; basement membrane. The transcript is spliced from 47 exons. Bases 175 to 5241 code for a protein of 1688 amino acids. Gene Ontology annotation, molecular function: extracellular matrix structural constituent.
UGAUUGACAGUCCUAGGUCCUCCCCCUUCCUCCAUUCCUCUUCUCCCCUGCCUGCUGCAGGGCACUCCGAGGAAAGCAACUUUGCAGACCGUAGUUUAACCACCGGGCAGCGAAGCUUUCAAUGAACCGGAGCAACGGAGCCGUGUGAAGUGCUCCCACUGGCAGGGGAACAGCAUGCACACAGGGCUUGUUGUUCUGGUUGCUUUCUGCCUGGCUGAGGAACUGGUGCUUGGGGGUGGGAAGAAAUCCUAUAACGGACCAUGUGGGGGUCGAGAUUGCAGCGCGGGCUGCAAAUGUUUUCCAGAGAAAGGUGCUCGGGGUCGACCGGGACCUAUUGGGAACCAAGGACCUAUAGGUGCUCCAGGAUUUACUGGGCAAGAAGGUUUGGCAGGGGCAAAAGGUGAGAGAGGGGCAGUGGGCUCUCCAGGAUCAGCUGGACUGAAAGGAGAUAAGGGUCCAAUGGGAGUUCCUGGAUUUCAAGGCAUCAAUGGAAUUCCGGGCCACCCCGGCCAGCCAGGGCCCAGAGGUUUUCCUGGACUUGAUGGCUGCAAUGGUUCUAUUGGGAGUCCUGGCGUUUCAGGGUUGGAUGGGUUUCCUGGUACACAGGGACCACCUGGUCGCUUUGGUCCCAAAGGUCCCAAAGGAGAUCCUGUGUAUGACGAAGGUGGCCCUAAAGGAAUUAAGGGUGAAAAUGGCCUUCCUGGAUUGGAUGGGAUUUCUGGUCCAAAAGGUUUCCCUGGCCCAGCAGGUUCUGUGGGUCCUAUAGGAUUGCCAGGUUUGCAGGGGCCAAAGGGUGCAAUGGGGCCACCAGGACCAAAAGGUAAUAUGGGAUUAGGUUUCCAAGGAGAGAAAGGUGAAAAGGGAGAUGUCGGGCCAACUGGCCCUGCAGGUCCACCACCAUCCACUGGGAUACUAGAGUUCAUGGGAUUUCCAAAAGGGAAACCAGGAGUAAAGGGUGAGCCGGGCCCUAAAGGAUUCCCUGGGAGUAAAGGAUUCCCUGGCCCUCUGGGCUUUGGGGGUAUUGGCGAAAAAGGAGAAAAGGGGAUCCCUGGCUUACCAGGUGGCAGGGGAUUUCUGGGAUUGGAUGGAUCUGAUGGGAUUCCAGGGAAAAAGGGUCACGUUGGUUUCUCUGGUUUUCCUGGGCUGGAUGGAGUGCAAGGAAUGAAGGGUGAAUUAGGUGAAAUGGGUCCUCCAGGCCCUCUUAUUUCUCUUGAUAGAGAAGACGGACUGGUCUCAGUAGGUGUGCCAGGAGAUCCCGGGACUCCAGGGACUCCAGGCCCUCGAGGAGAUGAAGGAAUUGCCGGUUUACCAGGCCUUCCUGGCACCCCAGGUCUCUCAGCUCUUGUUCAAGGGCCACCAGGUCCCAUGGGAUUUCCAGGUAUUCCAGGUACUACUGGUGAACCAGGAGACCAAGGGAGAGCAACAAUUGGAUUACCGGGCACUCCAGGCAUAGAUGGUUUACCGGGUAUGCCAGGACCUUCAGGAUUGCCUGGUCCAUCACAAAUCCUCAAUGGAGAACCUGGGGAACCAGGAAGACCUGGACAACGGGGAACACCAGGAGUUUUCGGACUAAAGGGGACCAAAGGGGAUCCAGGUGAUUGUGCUUGUGAUGGAGGAGCCACAAGAGCUGGACCAAAAGGUGCACCAGGCCCUCUGGGUCCACCAGGAAGUCCUGGUGAACCUGGAUUUAAGGGUUCCAGUGGAGAUCCAGGCACUGUGGGUGCACAAGGGCCGCGAGGGCCUCCAGCUUUACCUGGUCAACCAGGUUCUCCAGGCCUUAAGGGAGAAAAAGGGGAUCCAUCUUUUGCAAGAGGCAGAGGUCCUCGGGGGGAUCUUGGUGCAAGAGGAGCCAGAGGGCCUUCUGGUAUCCCAGGAACUCCUGGCAGAGAUGGAUUCCCAGGUUUACCAGGCCAGCCAGGUCCUCCGGGUGAUGGUGGACUAGGAUUUCCAGGCGAAAAAGGCCUGCCAGGAUUAUCUGGCUCCAAGGGCCGGCGUGGGGAGAGCGGUCUUCCUGGCAUUGGUUUCCCAGGUCCUAGCGGAGUUCGCGGCCCUGCAGGUGACCCAGGAAUGGAUGGCUUUCCAGGACAAUCAGGUCUUCCAGGUCCUCCAGGGAUCACCUUGCCCUGUGUAGAUUCUGGAGCGUUUGGUGCACCUGGGCCUCCAGGAAUACCAGGAUUUCCAGGUCCCAAGGGCAGCCCGGGGUUUCCAGGCAGUCCAGGUCAACCUGGAUUAAGUGGGUCAAAAGGACAACCAGGUAUUCCAGGAUCAAUGGGAUUGCCAGGAGCACCAGGCUUUCCUGGGCCUCGUGGAGAUCAGGGACCACAAGGACUUCCUGGACUUGAUGGAACAGAUGGUUUCCCUGGAAAGAUGGGAGCUCCUGGCUUGUCAGGGGCAAAAGGAGCUCCAGGUGAAGUGUUUGGUGCUGAAAGAGGAGCCCUGGGUGAGCCUGGCAGACCUGGAUUCCCAGGAAAUAAAGGGCUUAUUGGAGAACCUGGAUUUCCUGGACAGACGGGUGUUGACGGAAGGCCUGGCUCACCAGGUUUUAAAGGCCAACCGGGUAAUCCAGGGUUCCCAGGUAUUGGUGGAUUGCGAGGACCUCCUGGUCCUGGAGGUCCAUUUGGCAUUAAAGGAGAACCAGGUCCCAGGGGAGCAGUUGGCUUCUCAGGAUCACCAGGCUGUCAAGGACUUCCUGGAGGCAAAGGACCAACUGGCGAUGCAGGUCCACCAGGCCCUGCUGGUAUGAAAGGCUUCCCAGGCCUAGAUGGUUUUCCAGGACCACUUGGGGACAGAGGAUUCCCAGGAUCACCUGGGCCUUUGGGUAGAGAUGGACGUCCAGGUUUCUCUGGAGCAAAAGGUGAAAAGGGUCCUCCCGGGUUGAUUGGCUUUCCUGGCAUGCCAGGCCUGCCUGGUAUCCCUGGGGUGAGUGGGCUGAAAGGAAUUCCUGGGUCAGCUGGAAGGGAAGGAAAUAUUGGAUAUUCUGGACCCACUGGUCUAAAAGGUGACCGGGGUGAGCAAGGGCCCCCUGGACUCCUGGUUCUUAGGCCUCCAGAAUUGGCAUUGGUAUUGAAGGGAGACAAAGGCGAUCCUGGGUCAGCUGGAUUGAGAGGAUUUCCUGGACCUAGAGGUGAUAAAGGAUUCCCUGGAAACCUUGGACAACCUGGUCUUCCUGGUUCACGAGGGUCGCCAGCCACAGAUAGAGGACUACCUGGUGAUGCAGGAUUCCCAGGUCUGCCUGGACCGCCUGGCUUGCCAGGACAGAAAGGACUGGCUGGAAUCAUAGGAUUACCCGGAUUUCCAGGAGAAAGUGGUUCAGAGGGUAUCUCAGGAGCACCAGGGUAUCCAGGGACUGGUGGUUUCCGUGGUCCAAAGGGUGACCCAGGGGAAUCACUUGGAAUUUCUGGUGGGUUAGGAGAUAAAGGAGAACGAGGGGACCGUGGAUUCCCAGGUGAGAGGGGAAAAGAUGGGCCAAAGGGUGAACCAGGAUACCCAGGAAGCACUGGUAUGGAUGGGCCUAAAGGUAUCCCAGGUGACCUGGGCCGAGAAGGACCACCAGGCCCCCCUGGAAUUGCUGGGUUGCGAGGAAAUGCAGGUCUCCCAGGUUCGCCAAGGCAGCCUGGACCUGUAGGAUUCAUCGGACUCUCUGGGAUAGCAGGGCCAAAAGGAUUCCCUGGAUUUCCUGGUUUAAAUGGUCUGAACGGCUUGCCAGGCACAAAAGGGUCACCUGGAACACCAGGUCUGAGUGAAGCUGGACUGAACGGCCCUGCAGGGCUUCCAGGUCCUAAGGGUGAAGAAGGCUCCCCAGGCAUUGGCCUAGGAGCCCCAGGACUCCCUGGGCAGAAAGGAUCAUCAGGAGACAUGGGUCCUCCAGGUACUUUGGGUCUGCCCGGUUUACCAGGGCCUCCUGGCAUCUCUCUUCCUUCAAAUAUACCUGGGAGGCGUGGUGAUCCUGGCCGUCCUGGAGUGGAUGGGAAUCCAGGCCCCCCAGGCCCUCCAGGUCCUCGAGGGCUCUCUGGCCCAGCCUCCAAUCAAGGCGAUACUGGCCUUCCAGGUCUCCCUGGAGUUCCUGGUUUGCCAGGCAUAAAGGGUGACAUGGGACUCCCCGGUCCACCUGGAAUUCCAGGAGCUUCAGGACUCAAAGGUGUGAAGGCUGAGCCAGGCCUUAUGGGGAUGCCAGGUAAAGAUGGGCUUCCCGGGGACCCUGGAAUUCCUGGUCUGAAAGGUGAAACUGGUCGUCGAGGUUUUCCAGGCCCACCAGGCGCUCCAGGCCUAGUACCAAAACCAGAAGAAGUCAUAGUUCCUCCAGGGCUACCUGGUCUGCCAGGAAUUGAUGGUGUCCCUGGCUAUGCUGGAGAUCGUGGAUUUCAGGGACCAGAUGGACAGCAAGGUCCAAAAGGUCUGUCAGGCAGAUCAGGUCAGGUGGGACGUCCUGGUUUACCGGGGUCAGAUGGCAUAGUUGGGGAUCCAGGAACCCCAGGUAUUCCAGGGCUACCAGGAUUGGAAGGUGUCUCUGGAAAGCCAGGUCCAUUUGGUUUGCCUGGAAUGCCAGGUCGGGGUGUAGGCGUUGGAUACACUUUGGUGAAGCACAGCCAGUCGGAGCAGAUCCCGCCAUGCCCAAUUGGAAUGAAUAAGCUCUGGGAGGGUUACAGCUUGCUGUAUGUGGAGGGGCAGGAAAAGGCGCACAACCAGGAUCUCGGUUUUGCUGGCUCCUGCUUGCCUCGCUUCAGCACCAUGCCAUUUAUUUACUGCAACAUCUACGAGGUGUGCUACUAUGCCAGCCGCAAUGACAAAUCCUACUGGCUCUCCACCACUGCUCCCAUCCCUAUGAUGCCAGUGAGCCGGCUGGAGAUCCCACAGUACAUCAGUCGUUGCUCGGUGUGUGAAGCACCUUCCCAGGCUAUUGCAGUACACAGCCAGGACAUUACCAUCCCGCAGUGCCCCGAGGGCUGGCGCAGCCUGUGGAUUGGAUACUCGUUCCUAAUGCACACUGCAGCUGGCGCAGAAGGCGGAGGUCAGUCCCUUGUCUCACCCGGCUCUUGCCUUGAGGAUUUCCGUGCUACUCCUUUCAUUGAAUGCAAUGGUGCCAGAGGAACCUGCCAUUACUUUGCAAACAAAUACAGCUUCUGGCUGACGACAGUCGAACGCACGCAGCAGUUUGUCAGUGCUCCUCCCUCAGAAACUCUGAAAGCAGGACAGCUCCGAACACGAGUCAGCCGUUGCCAAGUAUGCAUGAAGAACUUGUAGCAAAAACCACUCAAACAAAUAAAACUUUGCUACUUAAGAAUUUAAACCUCAAUCAUUGGAAGAAGAAAUAUAAACACAAGCCCAUUUUGCUGGUGGUUUGUGGAUAAGUUACAACAGCUGGAACACUAUAGAAAUUAUGUUUUAGAUCCAUAAGAAAGGGGACUUCACACAGAAGGAAGGAGGGACAGACUAAUGCUCUGAAACCUCUGACUGUUUUGUGGAACAUGGUGCUACACUUUUGCUUUCAUGUUUGUUUUCCUAUUCAUGGCUACCUCAGAAAGUCUCUGUGCCUUUCUCAUUCAGAUUGCAGCGUGACAGGCACCCAUCCCUUUUAUGCACUCAUCUAGAGCCAAUGAUAGAUUUUCUUAAAUAAGUUGGUGCUUCACUGAUGAGUUGUCUUUGCAGAAAGCAUUUGGCACGGCCUAGGGGAAUAAACCUUGAUUAGAUGAGAAAAUAGGUAAUGAAGUGGAUUUUCAAUAGGAAAGGAACUUAACUCUAAAUAAAACAAAUCACUGCAGCAGAGGUGCUCAGAGUAUUAAGCAUUAGAGACUGAAACCUGGCUUACCUGGGAAGUUCUUACUUAAAGAUGAGCUCAUUUUGUUUUGCUUUUUAAAUCAGUUGGCAUAAUCUUUGGUUUCAGUGAUGCAUAAGCAACUUGGAGCCAAAUUCAGACCAGCUGUAACUGAUUUCCCCAGUGAAAAAUGUGGAUUUCUACUUGAACUUAAAGCCAUUUUCAUUAUUCAGCACAGCUUUCUCUCUAUUGAAAUGUGCUCUAUGUAAGCACACAGUUCAAGGUUUGUCAUUAUACUUUUGCACUCUAGCAAUUUGUCACCUCCAGAAUAAUUUCAUUAGUACACAUCUACCCCAAAAUAACGCAACCCGAUAUAACACGAAUUUGGCUAUAUCGCGGUAAAGCAGCGCUCCAGCGGGGCGGGGCUGCACGCUCCAGUGGAUCAGAGCAAGUUUGAUAUAACGCGGUUUCACCUAUAACGCGGUAAGAUUUUUUGGCUCCCAAGGACAGCGUUAUAUCGAGGUAGAGGUGUAUGUACUGUGGCAGAGCUACAACUUUGUCUCCGUGGGUCCCGUGCUUCCAGGCGGUUUAUGCUAGCUUCAGAGGCUCAUUGUGACCCUCCACGUAGCCCUUCUCUCUCUAGGACCAGGCUUACAGUCUACUGAGCCCUUUUCAUCAUAAGCCAGCAAGGAGGUUGGUGAGAGAACUCCCAUAGUCUCUGUUGUCCCUACGGGCUUAUUCAAGAACAGUUUAGCCUCCUGUCCUGAUAGGGGCCUGUCUUCCCUUUCCAGGAGGUUCUUUCUGUAGUGGCGGGUUGGGGGGAACCCAGGCCUGCCCUCUACUCCAGGUUCCAGCCCAGGGACCAUAGUGGCAGUAGCUGUUGGCAGCCAACCUUUUACCGCCAGAGCUGCUACACUUCCCUGGGACACUUCCCCACAGAUCUCCCACUUCUCUCUCUUAAUGCCUUCCUCACCCUUACCUUAGGGCUCCCUUCCAGUGGCUUGAGAGGGGCCUUAAUUAGAGUCAGAUGUUCACAUUAGCUUAACGGCCUCACCAGGUUAAUUAGAGUCAGGCAUCCACCCUAGCCUGGAGCAGCCCCCCCUCUGGUCAGUCAGAGAACAGAAAACUGCUUAUCCAGUGGCCAGUAUAUCUGCAUUCUACUAAUCUGCUGUACCCAACUGGCCUGCGUCUGUUACAGUACAUGUGAAAUCAGCUUUCCGAGGUAGCUUUGGAACAGUUUUUUUUGUAAGUAUUCAAAUUGUGUAUAUUUUAAAAUGUAGAAGCCUUAUUAUUUAGCAUUCAAGGUUAGGGAAACACAGAAACAAGCAGUUGUUGGAUGUACAUUUUUUUUACAGCUAAAAUCACCUGUAUUGUAUUCCUCAUCCACUGGGCUUUAUUUCUACUAGUUAAAAAACACAUUACUGUAUUUCUAAUGCACUGUUAAAUAUUCACACAGUUCCUUCAGGUUAUAAUUACAAUCAGUAGUACUCAAUUUCUAUUUUCCUGUAUAUUCUAAGGGAAAGCCAUAAAUACAAUAUGUCCAUGUUGAGAAUUAACUAAGGCUAAAGCUAUUAAUUUCAGCUUCUUUCUACAGGGAGAUUGGCGAUACCCAUAGGUAUCAGCAUUUUAGAGGAUCUGAAGUGAGGGCCUUGUAAAUUCCUUUUUUUUUUUUAAAUUGAAAGACAAAACUCUACAGAAAGUUGCUACUGAUCCAGGAUAAAGACUUAAUCACUCUUCUUUAUUAUUGAUUUAGUCUAGCAGGGUACUUAGAACUCUGGCCUUGAUUCACUAAAGCGUGUGGUUGAAUUUAAGUACACAGGUGGGCUCAUUGAUUUCAACAGGACUACUCACAAGCUUAAGAGUGUUGCUGGAUCAUGGUCAGGGUACUCAAGACCCUUGCAUGGUUGAGCCCAAUUGGAGCUGAGCCAAUAACUUGCAGUCAACAAUUUAUUCUUUGAUGUAGCCUCUUUCUGCUUGCAAAAUAUCAAUCACAACUUUGAAUUAUUCAACAAACAUCUCGUUUUUUCACUCCAUAGUUUGAUGAUGCAUCCAUGUCAGAUACCUGAGCUGUGUUUUAGUUGGGACUGCUCCGAUAAGUCGCAUGGUAUUUGACUUUGAAUUUCACUUUCUGCAAAUAUUGGUGUCAGUAAAACUCAAAUAACUCCAGUGUUUGUUUUAAAAAUUUGAGCAAAUAUUUGUGGAAAACAUUUUUAUUUGUCACCCAUUCUACUCAUUAGGUGCCAGCAGGAGAAGCACCAGGUCUGGUACCAACUUAUUUGUUUGGAUGUUGAGGGGAGGGGUGAGGAAAAGCGGGUUCUGCUCUGGAUGCACAUGACUGAAAUACACAUAUCUUUUCAGGAGCAGGGUCUAUGUACUUGUUUAGCUUUAUGCCCCGUGCGUAAUCUCAUUGCUUGCAGUGACAGAACUUCCAUUGACUUCAGUAGGGCCAGGAUUUCACCCUGAUAGGUAAUGUUAAGCACAAGCAUGUCUUUGCAAGAUCAGGGCCACAGUCUGAUCUUCUUCCACUCCUAUCUCCAGACCUUCUUCCAAUCAACCCUGUAUUUACCCCCUCUCCUUCCAGCUGCUGCUCACUACAGGCUUCCUGGAAAAGUGUCAACUUCAGAUUUCGCCUCUGAGUUGUGUUUACGUAAUGAAAGAUAACAGGAGGGCAAUAAAAAAAAAAAUGGACUGAGGAUGAUAUAUGCCUAGCUUCAUUGCUCAGUCAUCUAGCGGGUACUUCCCUUUUCUGUGUAGAUGUCAUCCUUUAGAAUGUAAGCUUUUCACAGCAGGGGCUGCAUUUUCACUUUUGUCUGGAAGGCACCAAGCAUGGUUAUGGUCUUAAAUGAAUACUAGUUGGGGAGACAUCACAGUUGUUGUUUUUUAAAACAGCGUGCGGUGACAUCUCCUUUUGUUAAUGUUCAGUUUCCAAACUGUGGUUAAUAAAGGCAAACAAGACAUUAA